Exophiala aquamarina CBS 119918 is the source of this 1896-nucleotide messenger RNA. RefSeq lists its product as uncharacterized. Gene Ontology annotation, molecular function: phosphatidylinositol-4,5-bisphosphate binding. The record is from RefSeq and is a predicted model, not a curated record. Gene Ontology annotation, biological process: exocytosis. Gene Ontology annotation, cellular component: exocyst. The transcript has a single exon. Lineage: Eukaryota; Fungi; Ascomycota; Eurotiomycetes; Chaetothyriales; Herpotrichiellaceae. Bases 1 to 1896 code for a protein of 631 amino acids.
AUGGUCGGGUCUAGGAAUGCUGCUUUUGCAGAAGAAAGCGCCGAGGUCGAGGUCCUCUUAGCGUCACUGGGAAAGACUAAAGACAUCACCAAGCGCAUCACUGCAAGCCUGACGCGUCUUGAUACCAGUGGCAAGAUUGUCAAAGAGGCCAUUGGGCCGAUCUAUAGCAAUACGCAACUGUUACAAGUAACCAACCGAAAUAUUGAGAAAGUCAAUGAAGCCAUCGACAAGCUGAGACAACCCCUCGAUGCCCGGGGCAGAGAGGAAGGAAUCAUCCGAGCAGGUCCGAAGAAUGCCGGGCUGCCGCAGUAUCUCAAUGCUUUGAAACGAGUUGACAAGGCGUUGAACGAUCUCAACUCGUCGAACAUGAGAUCCAACCAGCAAGCGAUAUCCGAGUUCCAUAGUCUGCUAUCGACUGGUGUCAACCAGCUCAAUGACAUCUACCGGCAACUACUGCAGGAGGAUGCGAACAACAUCGAACCUUUGCACUACAUCACCAAGGAAAUACCCUUUCCAACGAUAUCCCCGGAGAAGGCUCAAACUCUCGGACAGAUGGCCACGGCAAUUUCAUCAGCAGGAGCUCAGUCUGCAAGAAUGGGCCAGCGAGAUGAGGACGCCGCUGCACGAAUUUACGCCGACAUUAGGGGAGACUAUCUCCAAAACAGCCUUCAAAACCUCGCGUCGGCCUCUAUCAGCACCUCUAAACGUCGAGCUAACGAUACAGGCAUUUACCGCGAAGGUUCUAGCGGUAUCGGAGCAUACGCCAAUGCUGUUGAGGGCAUGUUUCUUGCAGAAGCGGAUAACACGUCUAAAAUAUUCCGCGAGGACGCUGGCCGUAUCUUUACGCAAACUUGCGGGAAAGCAAUUUCUACGUUCUCACGGACGUUAGCAGAAUUGAACGGCGUCAUCAAGUCCCGCAUCUUAGGUGAUUGUUUCCUGGCAUACGAAAUCCUCGACCUCAUCACGCCGCUUGGGUAUCGACUGGAAUCGCGAACGGGUCAACUGCGUUCACAAUUCGCUGACGCCCUAAGGCCACUUCGUGACACUGCGCGAUCCUCGCUGAACGAAAUACUCAGCCAAACGAAGAAACAGGCCGAGUCAGUAGCCACUCUCCCAUCAGACGGCAAUAUCAUCCCCUUGGUCUCUCAGACAGCCACACGGCUACAAAACCUUGCUUAUUUCGAACGCCCAUUGUUAGUCAUUCUCUCCGCUAUGGGUGAAGGCAGCUGGCGCUCCGCUCCGGGCGUGGCCUCUCAGUCUACACUAAACCUCGAGUUAACACCCUCGACGGAGAAUCCAACCCUGCUCUCCCACUUCCUUCUCGACAUUGUAGAAGCACUCUUCUCCACACUCAGCACGCGCGCACAGGCACUGCACCGCACCAAAGGCUUGCAAGGCAUCUUCCUCCUUAAUACGGUCGCAGUGAUCACGCGCGCCGUCAACUCCAGCCCGGACCUCGCCCGCUACCUAGGCAUCAAUCCACACAGCACGAAGCUCGACGCGUACCGCAAGACCGCCUCAUCACUCUACCUGACUGCGUGGCGCGAACCGUCCGCCCACCUACUGGAUACAAUCCACACAUCAGGGCAAUCGCGGCCCACGUCCGGGGCGGCGAUCGACUCGACGCAGAUCAUCAAAUCGCUCGGCUCGAAGGACAAAGACAAGAUCAAGGAGAAAUUCAAGCUGUUCAACACCAGCUUCGACGAACUGAUCGUCCGCCACAAGUCGCUGCACAUGGAGAACGAGGUGCGCAGCUCCGUCGCCCGCGAGAUCCAGGUGCUUAUCGAUCCGCUUUACACCCGCUUCUGGGAUAGGUAUCAUGAGGUCGAUAAGGGCAAGGGCAAGGUCGUCAAAUACUCCAAGUCUGAGUUGUCUAGCAUGUUGGCUAGUUUGUAG